This is a messenger RNA of Gossypium arboreum, 1751 nucleotides long. Its product is annotated as iron-sulfur protein required for NADH dehydrogenase, mitochondrial. Gene Ontology annotation, molecular function: 4 iron, 4 sulfur cluster binding; ATP-dependent FeS chaperone activity; ATP binding. The record is from RefSeq and is a predicted model, not a curated record. Gene Ontology annotation, cellular component: mitochondrion. The coding region runs from base 352 to 1203 and encodes 283 amino acids. Gene Ontology annotation, biological process: mitochondrial respiratory chain complex I assembly; iron-sulfur cluster assembly. NCBI's taxonomy places the organism in Eukaryota, Viridiplantae, Streptophyta, Magnoliopsida, Malvales, Malvaceae. The transcript is spliced from 8 exons.
GUAAACCCUAAAUUAGCAUUGCGCUAUUUUAACAGCGAAAUGUUCCGAGUUUAAAAGGGCAGCGUUUUCAUACUGGCAGGGUCCACCCAUUCUAACACGCACCCAUAGGGCCUUAGUGUUAAGCUGGGCACCCACCUCACCAAUCUAGUCGAUGGGCUUCUUGAUGGCCCCUACUACCCUUCCAGGUAAGUGGGCUUCACCUUCCUUUCGUAGGUUCUUCAUAGACCUCGCCUCAUGCUUGUUGAUGGGCAAACAACCAAAAUCAAUGCACCAAGUAUCUCUAAGUGAAGAAAGAUGCGAUCUUUUGCUGUUGUGUGUUUCUGAGACUCGUUAACUGUUACUUACUUCCUAAUGAAAGGCUUCUGGCGACCCUUUGCUAGGCUUGGGGGUGUUAGGAGCUAUUCAGUGUUAAGCAAUGAUCAACUGAGAAUUAACGGGGUUAAAGAUGUGAUUGCUGUUGCUUCUGGUAAAGGUGGUGUAGGCAAGUCUACCACUGCAGUUAAUUUGGCGGUUGCCUUAGCUAACAAGUGCGGAUUGAAGGUGGGCGUGCUUGAUGCAGAUGUGUAUGGACCAUCUGUUCCGACCAUGAUGAACAUCCACCAAAAGCCAGAAGUUAAUAAUGAUAUGAAGAUGAUUCCUAUUGAAAACUAUGGAGUGAAGUGUAUGUCAAUGGGAUUCCUGGUGGAUAAGGAUGCACCAAUUGUCUGGAGAGGCCCCAUGGUGAUGAGUGCUCUUCAGAAAAUGUCGAGGGAAGUUGCUUGGGGAGUUCUUGAUAUCCUUGUGGUGGAUAUGCCCCCUGGCACAGGUGAUGCACAACUAACUAUGUCCCAGAAGCUUCAGUUGUCAGGUGCGUUAAUAGUUUCAACCCCACAAGAUGUUGCACUGAUUGAUGCUCGUAGAGGAGUUAGAAUGUUCUCUAAAGUUCAAGUUCCUAUUUUGGGAUUAAUAGAGAACAUGAGCUGCUUCAAGUGUCCACACUGUGGUGAACCUUCGUUCAUCUUUGGUGCUGGUGGAGCCCGUAAAACAGCAGCUGAGAUGGGUUUGCAACUUGUUGGUGAGAUACCCAUUGAAUUGGACAUUAGGAAAGGCUGUGACAAAGGCAUGCCGAUAGUGGUAUCAGCACCUGAUUCCGCUGUCUCCAAGGCUUACCAUGAUGUAGCUCAAACUGUUGUCAUGAGACUUGAGGAUCUGGCAAAGGCAUGAAACUACUCUUGAGGUUGGUCAGUGAAGUUUACUCGUGCCAUCCAUCUCCAUUCCUGUGCUUUCGUGGUGGUGCUUUGUUCAUCUUGAUAUAAAUAAUUUUUGAGUUUGAGCAUUUUUGGUCAUUCGAUGACACUAUUAAGCAUUUGGGACCAUAGUGAUUAGGAAAACUUAUUUGAUGAAGUACACACUCAGACCAGUUUAGCUAGGAGCAUACGAUAACCAGUCUGCAUUUCUGCACUGCAGAUGGAAGGGAUGAGCCCUUGAUCUGUACAUUUUUAUCUGGUCUGUCUUUACAUGGAUGCCGGACACGGUUUCUUGAUUGUUUCAUGUUAAUUUACUAUUCUGAAAAUAGAUGACACUGAAAUGAUUUAAAUUUUCGAAAUUGAAAAAACAUAGGUUGGGUGUUGCAACACUUUUGGUACUUGAGUUUUGAAUCGUUCAAAUAGGCCAAAGAUGUUGAAGUCUUAAAUCAAUGAUACAUUGAAUAAUGUAAUUUGAGCAUAUUUAUAUGCUAUUUUAAUAGCGGUCACUCUUUCUGCCAAAGAAAA